Messenger RNA from Pteronotus mesoamericanus, 423 nucleotides. It is a transcript of the gene IGFL4, whose product is annotated as IGF like family member 4. Gene Ontology annotation, molecular function: signaling receptor binding. The coding region runs from base 1 to 423 and encodes 140 amino acids. Lineage: Eukaryota; Metazoa; Chordata; Mammalia; Chiroptera; Mormoopidae. The record is from RefSeq and is a predicted model, not a curated record. The transcript is spliced from 4 exons.
AUGUGUGAGAUCCGGUUUCUCACCGCCCUUUUGGCGGUCUUCAUUUUUGAACUCCUGUGCUCACACUCCAAAGGAGUCUCAGAUACUGAACAGUGGCUGUGCCAGCCAGCGCCCAGGUGUGGGGACCAGAUCUACAACCCCGUGGAGCAGUGCUGCCACGACGCGACCGUCCCGCCCUUGAACGAGAGCCGCCUCUGCGGCUCCAGCUGCACUUACUGGCCCUGCUUCCAGCACCUUGAGUCCCUGAGCUCUCGGUGUCAGGCUGUUGUGAGGUUUAAGGUCCGGCGCAUGGAACCCAGCUGCUUGUCUUCCCCCCUCACCAGGAUCUGUGCCCAGAAAUACCUGCCCAGCAAGCCCUCUACCAGACCUGAAUUUACCUGGACUAUCCUGAAGAGCCCAGACACAGGACACUCAAGAUUGUGA